Anolis sagrei ordinatus is the source of this 2429-nucleotide messenger RNA. RefSeq names its product lymphatic vessel endothelial hyaluronan receptor 1 (gene LYVE1). Gene Ontology annotation, biological process: cell adhesion. The record is from RefSeq and is a predicted model, not a curated record. Gene Ontology annotation, molecular function: transmembrane signaling receptor activity; hyaluronic acid binding. Gene Ontology annotation, cellular component: plasma membrane. NCBI's taxonomy places the organism in Eukaryota, Metazoa, Chordata, Lepidosauria, Squamata, Anolidae.
UUGGGGGGUGUCAUGUGUUUCCAGAUAGUGACCUUGACCAGGGAAUGGCUUUUGAGCUGAGCAACAACUUUGUUCCUUCCUGUGAAAAAGGCAGUAGCUUUUCAGCAACUCCCAAGAAAGAACCUCACUCCAACUUCACAAGGUGUGGCUCAGCAUCGCUUUAUCAACACAGCAGAUUGGGAAGCAGCUGGACCUGGAUUUCCCUAGUGUCAUUGAUAAUGGCAAUUCGUUUUGGAAUUACCUUCUUCUUCUUCUCAAUCUGGAUUAUAAACCUCACAAUACAGGGCACUUUUCUUUUAAAAGAUAUUUACACUUCCAGGUGCCGGAUUGCUGGAAUUACUCUUGUUUCAUAUAAGAACCAAGCUAAUUUUAACUUCACCGAAGCACAGCAGGUGUGCAAGCAGCGUGACUUAGUACUGGCACAUAACUCUGAGGUAGAAAAAGCUUGGAAGCAUGGCUUUGAAACCUGCAGUUUUGGCUGGGUAGCAGAAAGAUAUGCUGUCAUUUCCCGGAUAACUCCAAAUGAAAAAUGUGGUCAAAAUAAAACUGGAGUAGCCAUCUGGAGACUCCCAGUCAACAGGAAAGCCCGUGCUUACUGUUAUAAUUCUUCAGACAUAUGGAUCAAUUCCUGCAUUCCAGAAGCAACUACACUUUCACUGCCAGAUGUAUCAACAGAGAUGAACUCCACUUCAACAAUCUUGCCUCAGGACACUUCAGCAAUGGUUCAAACAUCAGAGCCACCGCAGACUAAAGGUCUUCAGAAGUUAUAUCGUGUUAAAUGUGUAACAGAGAUCAUAACACCAAAGCCAACCACAGAAGAGGAAAUAGUACUUUCACCUGACAAACGAACUGCCUUUAAAAAUGAUGGUGUCCAGUUUGGAGGUGUAGCCAUUGCUCUUCUUGUGCUUGCCCUCACCUUCUUUGUAGCUUCAGUGGUUUUAGCUGUCUGCUACAUCAAAAAAUACAAGAAAACAUUUCCAUUUUCUAAAAAGAAUGAGAAGAAAGAAGAAAUUGAAACCAAGAAUGUCAAACAAACAAAGACAAGUGAUAUAAGUCCUGAGCAGGAACCGAAGAAUGGAAAAAAGGCAGGAGAAUCUCAGCCCAAGCCUGAAUCACCAGUGAAAUGCUUGGAAGCAGAAGUUUAAGAAAUGACAUCCAAAUGGACUGACCUUAGAUGACUAAAAGGCAGAAAUUAGCAAAUAGUUUAUAAGGAUAGUUGUAAAUGCUGUCAAAGUCGGUGUCAUGUACCUCUUAUAAACUUUGAAUCUAUACCUCCUAGCUAUAAGUUGUUAUUAUAAAAUAUGCAACUCUCCAAAUCAGAACAAGUUUCAGUAUGCAGAUUUUAAGUCUGUUUGGUGUAAAUAAUUAUCAAGUUUUAAGUAAAGGUAAAGGUUUUCCCUUGACAUUAAGUCCGACUCUAGGGGGUUGGUGCUCAUCUCCAUUUUUAAGCCGAAGAGCCGGCGUUGUCCGUAGUCACCUCCAAGGUCAUGUGGCCGGCAUGAAUGCAUGGAGUGCCGUUACCUUCCCACCAGAAGCGGUACCUAUUGAUCUACUCACAUUUGCAUGUUUUCGAACUGUCAGUAAAAAAUAUCAAACCAGGAGAAACCUGAUUUGAAAUCCAAGUUCAAGCAAGGAUUCAAUGACACAAUAGACAAUUUCCCCUUUUACAAAGAAUUCAAUGGAGAGUCCUCUAUGUGUAAAUUGGGUGGUGAUUCAAAACAAUUUUCAAACUUUUUCUUUGUUGCGAUACCACUUGAAAAAAAACACCCUGCUAUAAGUCUAGAAAUGACUGCAGACUGCCUCUUUGUGCUGUGUGUUUCAUUACAUAAUUCCAAAAACGGAAGCGUUAAAGUGGAAAUAAAAGAUCUGAUUCACUUUAGAAAAAAAUGGGCACACUCUGUGAUAUACAAUAAAUCUUUCAGAGAAAAUUCACCCAACAGAUUUUACUUUGGACAGUUAACUAUACAAGGCUCUAGAUGCAACGGUGCUUCAACUUUUCUUGAGAUUUCCCAGGCAUGUACACAAAUUAGGAUCUGUGGACUCCAGAUCUGAAAAGCAUUUCCAGAACCAGGACUGUAUAACCUCCUGCUUGUUUUAUUAUUUUCCAACGUAUUUGCUAUUUACUACAAAUGCAGCUACCUGUAAAAACCUAUGCAGGUUUAGCCAGAAUUUUGUCCCACUGAGUGUAAAGUAGUCUACUUUCUAGUAAAUGUUUGGUGCUGCAGUACAAGGUAUCUCUGAAACCUGAUACAUUGCCAUAUUCACUCAUUAUCCAUAUUAUUUAUUAAAACUGCAUGGAAAUUAGAUAAAUCAAGAACUACAUAGUUAUUACUAUACAACUGUCUCAGAUAUAAUCAAUCAACUAAACCAGAUCUUGAUGAUUAUGGAAGAUCAACCUCACAAUGGAUAAUAAAAACUACCAAAAUGUA